CGCCUACUAAAAUGAAUAAGGUUCAAUAUCAUCAAAGAACAAUUAAACAAUUAUAUCUCGCUUACGCACCUCAAAUCAGUUCAGUGUUCGUCCGAAAUUAUUGUAUAGAAGGAAAAUCGGGUGGAACUAUAACAAAUGCAAAGGAACAAGAAAGUAGUGACAAAGAUCCAGAAACUAUUAAUUUCAAACAAAUCUCGACUGAAAAUAUUGAAGUUGAGAAGGAUUUAAACGAACAAAUUUCUCUAUUGACUGAAGAUAUAGGAAUUGAGGAUUUAACGGUUCCAAAACGCAAUACUUUCAUUUCGUUACUUCGACGUUCGAAAUUUAUGGAUUUAGGAGAUCCUGAAGGAAAAGUAGUAUUGGGAGAAAUUUUUCAGAUUGUUAAUAAUGACUUAUACAUUGACUUUGGAUGGAAAUUUCAUUGUGUUUGCCCAAGGCCUCAAAGAAAUUCUUUGAAAUAUAUCAGAGGUUCAAAGGUUAAAUUGUUAAUAAAGAAUUUAGAAUUGUCUUCGCGAUUUUUAGGAGCAUCUACCGAUUUAACACUCUUAGAAGCAGAUUGCAUCCUUCUUGGUUUAGCACAGUCUCCAUCGAAAAUACAGUAAAACUAUAAUUAUGUUUAUUUUGUACAAUAAUAGAGCAUAAAUAAAUAAAAGAAUGCUUCUUUGGA
Messenger RNA from Bombus terrestris (buff-tailed bumblebee), 667 nucleotides. RefSeq names its product 28S ribosomal protein S28, mitochondrial (gene mRpS28). The record is from RefSeq and is a predicted model, not a curated record. The transcript has 3 exons. The coding region runs from base 12 to 602 and encodes 196 amino acids. Lineage: Eukaryota; Metazoa; Arthropoda; Insecta; Hymenoptera; Apidae. Gene Ontology annotation, cellular component: mitochondrial small ribosomal subunit.